CCCCUCCGCGUCCAUUCCGCCCGUGGGAAGGGAAGGGUAGGGAAGAGCAGCGAGCCGCCGCGCCGCACCACCGCCUCCUCCUCGUCCUCCCGCUGCUCCCCCUCCCCGAUCCGAUCGCCGCCGGCGCGGCAAUAUUUGGAACUCUCGGCCCCGAUCGACCCAUGCCGUACCACUGAGAACCGAUCCCGCCGCCAUCCGCCAUCGUCAUCCCCGCCGACCGCCUCCGCGUUUGAUUCAUCGCCCCGUGGAACCUGCACCGCCCGAUUGGAUAGAGGAGGUGUGGAGGAUGGCUUCCGUUGCCGCCGACCCGCACGCUGCCCUCGCUGGCGCGGGGACGCCGCCCCACGGUAGUCCCGUCGCGGCGAAGAGGGCGGCCGCCACCGCGUGGAAGCGCCCGGAGAACGGGCCGGUGCUGGUGGCGCCCGGGAGCCCCAUCAUGGACGCCGACUCCUGGCCGGCGCUUCCUGGGCUGGCCUCUCCCCAGCCGCCCACACCGCCCAAGGCGUCGCCUAAGGCCGCUCCUCCCCCUUCCACUGUGGCAGCUAUCUUGCCCGUGUCCUUGGACAUCUCCGACGCUCCGGAUGCUACCCCUGAUCAGGAUGCACUGGAGACAGUGAUUCUACCGGUGUCUUUGGACAUCUCUGGCGCUCCGGAUGCUACCACUGUUAAGGACGACGUGACCAGUAGUCCACCAGUCCGGCGUGUGUUGAUGAUGCCUGCAGGGGAUGACGGGCCAGAGAUGCAUGCUCUUAUUCCAGAGCAAUCUGUAGGAUACUCUCCUAAUGCCCGGAGCAAUGGUACCGGCGUUCAUCAUCAGAAUGGCCGUUUUGGUUCCCAUCCUCAUGGCCGAGGUGGCAGUUAUGGUGGGGGGAGCAGAAGGGGUAAUGGUGGAGGUGGUAGUCGCCAUGGUCAUGAGCACCAUGGUGGGUUUGAUGGGCAACGGCGUGGUGGCGGCCGUAGAGAUGGACAUGGGCCAGGGCACCAGCAUCGAGUUCACCAGCCAUCGUACAUUAGGGCUCCUCCUCCUCUGGCUGUUUUAGCGGCGGGACCUCCUGCGCCACCAUUUGCCGGCCCUGCCACUCCACAGACACCACCUUAUGGAACUGCUGCUCCACAGACACCACCUUAUGGGGCGCCUAUGGGAUUCCCUGCAGAGAUGGCACCUCAUGUUUACUAUUUUGCCGUGCCCCCUUCGGAUGGUCUUCAAGCCCUUCCUUUUGCGCCUCCUCCACCAACCCCUCCAGCCAUGCUAAUUUCUCCACUGGAACAACUUCAAAGGGACCUACUGGUGCAGAUAGACUACUACUUUAGUGAUGAAAAUUUGUGCAAGGACAUAUUCUUGAGGAGACAUAUGGAUGACCGUGGUUGGGUGCCAUUAUCCUUGAUUGCUGGCUUUAACCAGGUCCAAAGGCUCCUAUAUUGUAUUGGACAAGUCAAAAACUUGACUAAUAGUUUACAGUUUAUCUUGGAUACAGUCAUGCAGUCUACUGUGGUGGAAGUACAGGGUGACAAAAUACGGAGGCGUGCAAGAUGGGAGAUUUGGUUGCUUCCCAGACCAAAUUAUUCUGAUGGAAAUUCUUCUGGUUCACGUUCCCCCGUGACAUCCAACAUUGAUUCAUUGGCGUCUCAGCUUCAAUCUGUUGGACUUGAGGGGACAUACUAUCCUCGUGAAGCUCUCCUUACUAGAUCAGCAACUUCAGUUAGUAUAGGCUAUCCACCUACCUUCAGAGGACUACACAGCAAUGGCAGUGGGCCUAUUUUUGGGCAGCAGACCGAGAGAAGUUUACUCAGAAGCGAUACCUUUUGAUACACAACAAAGAGAUGCCGAGUUUUCACUGGUUACGGCAUGCUCAACUCUUCUACUUCGGAUGAGGAAUGAAGAUCCAGUUUGUUCGGAAAAAGGGAGCAUGAAAACACCAAAAAAAAAUUAAAAAAAAUGUAGAUGGACAUACAAAAAAACCAAAAAACAGAAAACUAUAUAUAAAAAAGAAUAGCAAGUGCUAUGUGUGACUUCUGAAUAUUUCAUGGGUGAGCUUUUGCUUUUUCGGAUAUGUGUGUUAUUAUGUCGGGUUUCUGCUUUAAUGGACAGUUUGUUCUCUGUCUAUACUCUGUUAUCUCAGACGUCAUGACUGGUACCGUUCAGGCCUGUUGAGACCAGACAAUUAUAUAUAUAAAAAAGACAUUUCUAAUA
This is a messenger RNA of Triticum dicoccoides, 2191 nucleotides long. Its product is annotated as la-related protein 1B-like. The record is from RefSeq and is a predicted model, not a curated record. Gene Ontology annotation, molecular function: RNA binding. The transcript is spliced from 7 exons. Lineage: Eukaryota; Viridiplantae; Streptophyta; Magnoliopsida; Poales; Poaceae. Bases 287 to 1807 code for a protein of 506 amino acids.